AUGGAUGAUACACACGACACAAGUUUCAUUGUUGAUGAAGUAUCGAAUAUCACGAAAGAAGCAAUCGAAGCAACGAUCGGCUCGCAAUCGUAUCAACAGGCGAAAAUUAAUACAUGGACAUCGAACAUUGUCGAAGCUAUCUUAAAUUCUUUGACAAAAUUAAACAAGCCUUUUAAAUACAUUGUCUCAUGUGUUAUUAUGCAAAAGAAUGGUGCAGGUUUACACACGGCAAGUUCGUGCUUUUGGGAUAACACAACGGAUGGGUCGUGUACUGUUCGUUGGGAGAACAAAACUAUGUAUGCGAUUGUAUCAGUUUUUGGCCUGUCGAUCUGA
Adineta ricciae is the source of this 333-nucleotide messenger RNA. NCBI's taxonomy places the organism in Eukaryota, Metazoa, Rotifera, Eurotatoria, Adinetida, Adinetidae. The record is from the annotation of a GenBank genome assembly.